UUUUGGCAAUGUGAAGGAGUAGUGGCUGUAUCGCAUUAAAAUUGGCGCCGGAGCUUUUUUGGCCUUAGCGCCCUUUGUAAAGUCGGUAGCUGUGCACUCGUAGGACCUAUAUCGAUAGGACAUACUCGUAUUAAACCCAAAUAGUAAAAGCAGUAGCAAUUAUUGGUGCAAAACAUAAAUUACUUGCGAACGAGCCCAGAGUCUUACUGCAUCGCCUGGAUUCGGAUACUUUGAAACUGGUCGUUUAUUUUGCUGGAUCGUUGGUUCUUCAAUGAUGAUCUCUGUCUUUGUUGUUGCUUUGAUUUGAUUGGUGCCAGUUGUCAGCUGUUGCAGUUGCUGUUGUAGUUACUGUUACUGUUACAAUAAAUAUCUUGUUGUUGUCGUCAUACUAUUACUGUUACUAGAAGUUGUUGGAGUCGGUCGCCGCCGGAGCUGUUGCUGCCGCUGCUUCAGACGCUGCGUUACAGUUUGAAUAUCGGUCAAUGGUAACGGGCUUGUUAACAGGUGCAACUGCAACUGCCACCAGACAAGGAAACCAGGCAGACAGACAGCUAGAGCGAGAGAGAGAGAGAGAGAGAGAGAGAGAGAGAGAAGGAAGGAAUCAAAACAUGUCACUAAAGAAAGAAACUCCCUCGGAUGUGAUGUUGCAUCUGGCAGCGCUACGUGGAGAUGUUGUCGAGCUGCGACGGGUGCUGGACACCGGCAAAGUGCAUGUAGAUUGUAAGGAUGAGGACGGCACCACACCCCUUAUUUUGGCGGCGGCGGGUGGUCACAUCCAUUGCGUUUUGGAGCUGCUUGAACAAGGCGCGGAGCUGAAUUCACGCCGAUCCACAGGCACCACCGCACUCUUCUUUGCCGCACAGGGUGGACAUUUGGAUGUGGUUCGCAUAUUGUUGAAGGCACGCGCCAAGGUGGACACACCGUCAUUGGAUGGUGGCACGCCCCUUUUUGUGGCCGCCCAGGGCGGGCAUGUGAAGAUUAUCAGAGAGCUGUUGGAUUGUGGUGCCGAUGUGAAUGCCUGCAUGAAGGAUCGCGCUUCGGCGGCUUUUAUAGCUGCGCAGAAUGGACAUCGGACAGUGUUGUCCCUGCUUAUCCUGGCGCAUGCGUCGAUGGAUAUUAAGCGUAUCGAUGGCGCCAGUCCACUCUGGAUUGCUGCCCAAAUGGGACACGAUCACAUCUGCAAAGUGCUUCUGCAGAAUGGCGCCAAUGUGGACACCGUUCGCUGCGAUGGCGCCACUCCCCUCUUUAAGGCGGCCCACAAGGGUCACGCCUCGGUCGUUACCGUACUGCUGAAAUAUCGCCCUAAUUUGGGCAUCCUGCCCAAUGGCGAGACGGCGCUCCAUGCGGCCGCCAUGUUUGGACACAUGACCGUAUGCAAGCAACUAGUAGCCGCCGGCAGCGAUGUGCUGCUCAAGAAUCAGGACGGAUUAACGGCCAUGGAGUUGGCUCAUCAUGAGAACUACACCUCGAUAUGUGAAUAUCUUCGGGACCGUAUGCGGGCGGUCAUGGAUCGCAGUACUUCUGCUUUGGCCAAGAUGAGAUUGUCGACGUAAGGUCGCCCAGAAAUGACCAAAUAAACAAAACCCCUUCGAAGUACCUUUAUGCACAA
Molecule: messenger RNA, 1609 nt
Organism: Drosophila innubila
Lineage: Eukaryota; Metazoa; Arthropoda; Insecta; Diptera; Drosophilidae
Product: ankyrin repeat domain-containing protein 29
Exons: 5
Coding region: 483-1553 (356 amino acids)
Molecular function (GO): protein binding
Source: RefSeq, a predicted model, not a curated record